Molecule: messenger RNA, 751 nt
Organism: Perca fluviatilis (European perch)
Lineage: Eukaryota; Metazoa; Chordata; Actinopteri; Perciformes; Percidae
Gene: dnph1
Product: 2'-deoxynucleoside 5'-phosphate N-hydrolase 1
Exons: 4
Coding region: 276-707 (143 amino acids)
Biological process (GO): deoxyribonucleoside monophosphate catabolic process
Cellular component (GO): nucleus
Molecular function (GO): 5-hydroxymethyl-dUMP N-hydrolase activity
Source: RefSeq, a predicted model, not a curated record
UUUUGACAAGUGAAAAAUCGUUAAUAAAAAUAAAUAAAUAAAUGCAUUUAAAAACAAACAAACAGUGAAAGUAGCGUAACGUGUGACGUCACCGCGCAGAGCGUCGUUUCCAUUCAGGGCGGGAAAGACGCGGCUCGGACAGGGAGAGGAGCGGAUACACGUAUCCUCUGUACUAGAGACAGACAGGCAGACAGACAGGCAGGCAGGCAGGCAGGCAGGCAGACAGACAGACAGACAGACAGACAGACAGACAGACAGACAGACAGACAGACAGGAUGAAUGUGUAUUUCUGUGGGAGUAUCCGCGGCGGGAGAGAUGACGUGCACGUUUACCGGAGGAUCGUUCAGAAGCUGCAGAGCUACGGGAGCGUGCUGACCGAGCACGUGAGCUGCAGCGAGCUCACAGACAGAGGAGAGGCCCUGGCAGCAGACCGAGACAUCCACGACCGAGACGUGACCUGGCUCCAGCAGGCUGACGUGAUUGUUGCCGAGGUAACCCAGCCGUCUCUAGGUGUGGGUUACGAGCUCGGCCGAGCCGUCGACAUGAAGAAGAAGAUCCUGUGUCUGUUCAGACCGUCGUCAGGGCGACGUCUGUCGGCGAUGAUCCGUGGCGCCGAGGACGGCGAGAUGUUCACCGUGAAAGAUUACAGAGAAGAAGAAGUGGAGAAGGUUCUGGAAGAGUUCUUCAACAACCUGAAGAGAACCUGAAGAAGAACUUCAGCAAAUAAAGAACCAAAUGUUUCAGAAAACAA